Molecule: messenger RNA, 1282 nt
Organism: Bolinopsis microptera
Lineage: Eukaryota; Metazoa; Ctenophora; Tentaculata; Lobata; Bolinopsidae
Product: pre-mRNA-splicing factor CWC25 homolog
Exons: 1
Coding region: 13-1020 (335 amino acids)
Biological process (GO): mRNA splicing, via spliceosome
Cellular component (GO): U2-type spliceosomal complex
Source: RefSeq, a predicted model, not a curated record
GCCCAUCAGAACAUGUCGGAGAAGCAGACAGAAUGGAUGUACUCCGGCACCAGCAAGCCUGAUUUGGAACAGUAUCUGCUGGGUCGGCGUAUUGAUGAUGCGGUGGACCCUAACCAGGAUACAGAGAAGGCCGCUGACUGGAUCUCUGGAAAAGUUCCAGAGGAUGGGGACAUGGCGGGGCGGUCAGAAAUGUGGAAAACUAGGGACGCUUUCGCUAAGGCUCGAGAGGAUCCUAUGUUCAUUAUUGAGAAGCAAAAGCGGAAUGCUCAUGUUGACUUGAAGAACAAUCCGCUGAAAAUGCAGAAAAUAAAGGAUCUGCUAGCAUCAGAACUGAAAAAGGACUUGAAGAAGAAGAAAAAGAAGCGAAGGAAAAGUCGUGAAGAGGGCUCACCAGAGAGACGAGAAGAACCAAUGUCAUCAUCCUCACGAAACAGAUCUGAUGUAUCUGAACGUGGUUCAGAUUCUCGGAGUGAUAGGAAGCGCAGAAUCAGUAGAUCUCCAGAACAAUCAGGUAGUAGACACAGAUCUAGAUCUCCUGUCAAACACAGAAACAAACGAGACAAGAAUCGUUCUCGCAGCAGGUCGCGUGAUAAACACCAUCACAAACCUGGCUUCGGGCUUAUAGUUAAAUCCUCUACUAAACCCGCCACCGCUACUGAAAAACCCGCCACUUCUCAGAAUCCCACCUCGACAAAACCCGCCAAAUCGAAAUACCCAAUCCCACGGGGCGGAAGUGGAAUUAGCAAGAAAAUGUCUGCGGAGGAAAUGGCGAAAAAGAGGGAAGAAAUGAUGAGUAACGCUAAGGGUAGGGACGUAGAGCGAAGGGAACGAUACAGCAAACACAAAGACACGGAACUAGAGGACACGGCUGCCAACAAAGAGGGUAAAGCUGAGUUCCUCCACAAGUUCAAAGUAGACUCGUACUCGUCUAAUAGUACUACAGUGGAGGAUAGGAUAAAGAGUGGCAUUUUCAGUAAGCAGAGGACUAAAGCUGAUCUUGGGAAAUUUCUGAAAAAAUGAUAAAAUGCAGUUUUUUUAAAAGAGUUUUUAAUGAAACCUGAUUUGAUGGCGAAACUGAAUUUAACCACGAUAAUGAUUAUUGUCGGUAUGACUGUUUUGAGAUAAUCUUUAAAUAACUGACGACCAUUUUAAAACAAGUUUGUGAUAUAAAUUUGGGAAUUUGACGUGAUUUUAAGUUUAUACACGCAGUUAUUUAUGUUCAUUUAAAAAGAUAUUUAAUUUCAAAACUUGAUUCGUAUAUUUAAAAACAAGGAUUUUUAUU